This is a messenger RNA of Capsicum annuum, 393 nucleotides long. RefSeq names its product toMV resistant protein Tm-2 netted virescent-like. Gene Ontology annotation, biological process: defense response to other organism. The coding region runs from base 1 to 393 and encodes 130 amino acids. The transcript has a single exon. NCBI's taxonomy places the organism in Eukaryota, Viridiplantae, Streptophyta, Magnoliopsida, Solanales, Solanaceae. The record is from RefSeq and is a predicted model, not a curated record.
AUGCAGCUAAGUUACGAUAACUUACCUGAUCAUAUAAGACCAUGCUUCCUUUAUAUUUGGAUGUUUCCGGAGGAUGCAAGAAUUUCAGUAUCUAAAUUGAUAAGUCUAUGGAUUGCGGAAGGCUUCAUGCAGAACAUUGAAUCUGGGAGAUUAAUGGAAGAGGUAGCUGAACGUUACUUGAUGGAUCUCAUCCAUAGUAACAUGGUAAUGGUUUCAAAGAGAAGAUAUAACGGUAAGGUCAAGUACUGCCAUGUUCAUGUUCAUGAUAAUUUAACGAGGAUUACUAGUUUUGAAAGAACGGUUUUUGUCAUUGAGGAGAGCGCGAUAUCUGUGUUUGCAGGACUACCAAGUCCGCAGUGUCUCAAAUUAGUGGAUUUGGUUUAUAAGUCGUAA